ACGAGUUCUUCCACUUCGUCCUCCUCUGCUUUGGCAUCGGGGCCCUGCUGGUGUGCUAUCACUACUACGCGGAUUGGUUCAUGUCCCUCGGGGUCGGCCUGCUCACCUUCGCCUCCCUGGAGACGGUCGGCAUCUACUUCGGGCUGGUGUACCGGAUCCACAGCGUGCUGCGAGGCUUCAUCCCCCUCCUUCAGAAGCUCCGGCUGCUGG
Molecule: messenger RNA, 210 nt
Organism: Dipodomys ordii (Ord's kangaroo rat)
Lineage: Eukaryota; Metazoa; Chordata; Mammalia; Rodentia; Heteromyidae
Gene: Tmem40
Product: transmembrane protein 40
Exons: 3
Source: RefSeq, a predicted model, not a curated record